Cinara cedri is the source of this 998-nucleotide messenger RNA. The record is from the annotation of a GenBank genome assembly. Lineage: Eukaryota; Metazoa; Arthropoda; Insecta; Hemiptera; Aphididae.
AUGUCUGCAUAUCAUAAUGCUAAUAUAUUAACAGAUUUGAUUCCUUUUGGUAAGUCUGAAGAUUAUUUGCAUAAUUAUUGUGAUGCUAUAAAAUAUUAAUUUAAUGUAGUGCCUCAACUGAAAGAAUUAUUUUUCUAUUGGGCGACUCUUGACGAUUAUAAUCGCAACCAACUCAAAUUUCUAGUUGAGCAAAAUCAAAAUACACAAAUCAAACCAAUGGUUAUAGCAUUGGAAAAAUGGGAUUGCUUGCAAAAUUAUGGUAAUUUGAAAACCAGGUUUAUUAUAAUUUAUAAUAAUAUUAUAUUUAUUUAUUAUUUGUAACGGUAUGGACUUAAGUGUAGUAGUAUGACAGAAAUUAAUAACAAUAGGUACAAAAAUAAUGAAAAUACAAUUACAAAUUAAACUAACCAGGAAAUAUUUUACAUAAAUUAGAGGAAUAUACAUAAAUACAAUUUAAUGUUUUUGCAAAUAAAUCAAAAAUAUUUUUACUAUGUCAAUAUGUGUUAUAAUAAAUUUAAAACUAUUAUUAUACUUUGUUGAAUAUAAAUAAUAAAAUAUAGAUAUUAUCUAUACUUGAUGAUAUUAAUUAUAUUCAUUUUCCAAAGAUUAAAGAAGUACAUAAGAAAAAAUUAAAGAGUCAGUAGGUAAGCGUGGUAAGUGAUAUUAUUGUAUGAAGUACAAAAAUAUGAAUUGAUGGCUCUUGUUGACGCGGCUACAUUAAAAUAAUUUGAUCAAAGCAAAUUAAUAAAUUAAAUUUCUCUUUAUUUUUUGUUAUAACCAAUUUUCACUACAUUUGAAUAUAUUGAAUGUUAAUCUCAAUCUCAAAUAUUGACACUAUUAUGUGUAUACUUUAUACAGGUGCUCCUGGAGUAGAAAUGGAAUCUGUCAUUUAUGAUAACAAUGGCUUACACGAAGUUGUGAAGUCCAGUACAGUGUUGAUAGAAAUUAUACACAAUUUGAUUAGAAUAAAAAAUGAUCAAACAAAGAUUUGUGUGUAA